Molecule: messenger RNA, 2443 nt
Organism: Planococcus citri (citrus mealybug)
Lineage: Eukaryota; Metazoa; Arthropoda; Insecta; Hemiptera; Pseudococcidae
Gene: Exo84
Product: exocyst 84
Exons: 13
Coding region: 190-2238 (682 amino acids)
Biological process (GO): exocytosis; Golgi to plasma membrane transport; intracellular protein localization
Cellular component (GO): exocyst
Source: RefSeq, a predicted model, not a curated record
UCUGUGAUGUGAUAAUUCUUAUCACAAAUUCGAAUUUCGAAAGAAAAUAUUUUCUUUCCCAUCAAAUCGAAUGAAUUUUCCAGUUUUCUCUUAUUAAUUUUGUUAAUUUGGUAAUUAUUAAAAAUGCUGUUGUGAUUGUUUUCCCAUAUACAUAAUUUGUGCUGAGAGAUUGUCGCCCAUUAAAGAAAAAUGAACGUUUCACUCGAGCAAUUUGAUUCUCCGAAUUUCAACCCCAAUAAAUAUGUUAAAGAAAUAUCUCACGGAUGCGUUGGAGGCGUAGAAUUUCAGCAACAGCGCUUGAAAAUUCAAAAUAUAGCAGACGAAACGAGUAACCUUCUCAAGAAAAAUGUGUACAGGAACUACACCCUAUUUAUUGAAACUGCGAAAGAGAUAUCACGUUUGGAAGGCGAUAUGUAUCAGCUUUCUCAUCUGCUUUCGGAACAGCGAUCAUUGUUAAGUACACUAGCUACAACUUCCAUGUUUGAAGAUCAGAAAAGGAUUCAUCUUAGUGAAACUGAAAGUAAAGAUGAUGAUGAAGACGCAGAUAUGAAAAGAAGACAGGCUCUUUCAGAUGUCGCUGAAAAAAUCGAAGGCUGCAUUAACCUGACUGAAAAUUCUGGCCGUCAGUAUUUAUACGAAGGAGACUUGACUGAGCUUGAUGCGAUAGAUAAUUCACAAAUUUGUAAAUUACGUGCGUAUUUAUUAUCUGAUGUGCUACUGUUAGCUUCGACAACUACGAGCCGGCGUUCACCUGCCGUGUACAAGUUAGAAACAGUAUACGAUGUCAAUAAUUUAGCCAUAGUCAAUGUGAAAGACGUUAAAAACGCUAUAAAGCUGUUGGCAUUUCCCGAUACCAGAGUUUUUCAAGUCACCAGCUCUCAAGCUAAAAAAGAAUGGUUGGAAAAAUUUGAUGAAGCCAAAAAAUUGUUGAUGACUGGGCACAGCAGGAAACGUGGAAGCAUCAGUGUAGAACAAAAAUCUCCUGCUCGAAAUGUGAAUGUUGAAUCAACUAACCCUUUCGACGAAGUUGAAGAUGAAGUCGAUAGUGGAGAAACUGUUCCAGGAUGGCUUCUAGAAGUAGCUGAAGAUUUAGAUGUUUUAAUUGUUGAAAGACAUUUCGAAGAUGCUUAUUUUCUAAUUGAAAAAACGAAAAAUUAUUUAAAAGAAAAUCCGCCUGCUAAUGAAAUUUUAAUUCAAGAUAUUCAAGGAAAAGUUGAUAUUCGUGUAAAAACGCUCACACAAAUUUUAACCAAAGAAUUGGAAAUUACUCCAGAGAAAUCUCAUCAAGGAGGUCUUCGUGCUGCUCGAAGAUCUGUUCGAUUACUAAAUACCUUACAAAAAUCUACUCAAGCAUGUGAUUUAUUUUUGAAACUAUGCAGUAAUAUUCUGAAAUCUCAAUUAUCUACUGUCAAAGGAGAGACCACAAAUGCUUCAUAUGUCAGACAACUGUCUGCUGUAUUUUUCUCCAACUUGUGUUACAUGGCCAAAGAAUUUCAAUACCAAGCAUUCCCAAACAAUCCAUAUUGCGCGUCGUCUUUCAUAGUAUGGUGUACGAAGGAAGUUAGUAACUUCGUAUCUCGAUUAGUAAGACAAGUUUUCUUUCCUCAAGUAUCUUUGGCGAUUUUGCACAAAUGUGUCGAGCAUCUAAAAUUUUAUAGCAAGCAGUUAUCAGAUGACGGUAUCGAUGUGAUUUAUCUAAUUGAUGGGCAUUUGAGAACUCCGCUGACUAGAAUUUUGUUGGAAACUCGCAAUAAAUUAGCGGAAAGUGUAAAUACGAAAAUCGUCGAAGAAAAGUGGCAUUUAACGAAUUUGAAGUCCAAACAACAGACAGAAAAGUUGGUUUCUGAGUUCAAUAAUUUGGGAAUUUCUGGCACUGAAAAAUACAUUCAAGAUGCGUGCUUUUUCCAACUUACGAGCAAUACGAUAUGGUUUUGUCGUGUGUUCAUUCAAUUCAUCGAAAAUUCAGCUUUCGAAAUCGCAAGUAUCGAAUAUGAAGUCGAACAAGCGGUUUGUGAUAUAUUACUCAGAUUUACGGAACAAAUCAUUCAAGCACUGUACAAUGAAGAAUUUAGAAAUGAAAGACGAAUUAUUGAAAUCAAUGGCAAAUUUCUUGCUGAAGAAUUUAUACCAUUCUGCGAAGCUUUGUAUAGAAAGCGGCAUAAAAUCGGUUCUAUUAAAUUGAAACAAAUAAGGAACGAGUUUAAUGAUUCGUUGAACGAGAACACGAUUACAGGAUGAUUUUUCACGGUGCAAAAUUACGUCAUUUAUUACAUACACAUAACCUACCCAUCAUCAUUAUUGUUUGUACUCGUACUCCGUACAAUUUACCCUAACGUAUAAAUAAUUCAUAAGUCAAGGCAUGAUGUGAAAAAAUAACCUAUAUUUUUGUAUUAAACAUAUCAGCAAUUUAUAUAACUAUUACAAUUCUCUUUCUAAAAUUCAA